AUUUACUGGGCCAUGGUUGGCGAUGGUGGUGAGAGAAAGGUGCCGGCAGGAGAAAGAAAGGUCGAAGGAGAGAGAAGGCCGGCGAAGGUGAGAGAAAGGCCGCGACGGAGAAAGAAAGGCCGUGAAGGAGAAAGAAAGGUUGACGAAGGUGAGAGAAGGCCGGCGAAGGAGAGAGAAAGGCCGACGAAAGUGAGAGGAGGUCGGCGAAGGAGAGAGAAAGGUUGCUGGUGGGGGAUGGCAGGAGGUGAGGGUGGUGGUGUUGGAUCUGAAAUUUGAGGUGAAAAGGUUACCAAUGUAAUUUUAAUUGUUUUGUGGGCGAUUUUAAGUAAUUGUGGGGGCGAGGUUUAGAAGUUCAGCUCCCACUAUUCUUCUCUUUAGAAUUCUUCAAAUAACUUCCAAUCCAUUUUUAUUUCAUUUUCAUCUCCCCACCUUCUCUUACCACUCUCUUUUAUAUCUCCUCCACAACAAACACAAACACAAAAACUAGUAAAUCUAAUCUACAAAAUAACAAAUCAAAACGAUGAAGGCAGAAAAAGACGACGUCGUUUCAGGAUCAACCACCGACAAAUCACGAUUAACCAUCAUCGCAUUCGUAAGUUUCCUCACUGGUGCUUUCUUAAUGUCGGCAUUUCUAACCGUGGGCCGUCGUGAUUGGCCCUCUUAUCUCCUUUCUCAGCCCAACACCAAGCCCAACACCAAGCCCAUUUCAACAUCACCGAUCCAACUCCAAUCAAUCCUUCAUUACGCCACGUCAAAGAUAACCCCACAACAAUCUCUACAAGAGAUAACGGUGUCGUUUAACGUCCUCCGUCAAAUCUCACCUUGUAAUUUCCUAGUUUUUGGGCUGGGCUACGAUUCUUUAAUGUGGGCCUCACUUAACCCAAAUGGGCUCACGUUAUUCCUUGAAGAAUCACCUGAGUGGGUCACCACAGUGUUAAAAGACGCGCCUUUUUUAAACGCUAAAACGGUGUCGUAUCGUACACAUCUUAAAGAGGCUGACCGGUUACUUGCUAGUUACCGGGAUGAACCUUAUUGUUUACCUGGGAAAGCUUACUUAAAGGGUAACCGGAAGUGUCGGUUAGCUUUAGAGAGUUUACCGGAUGACGUGUAUGAGAGAGAGUGGGAUGUUAUUAUGAUUGACGCGCCUAGAGGGUACGCGCCUGAACAGCCAGGUAGGAUGGCUGCAAUCUUUUCCGCUGCGGUUUUGGCACGGUCGAGGAAGCGCGUGGGAAACACGCAUGUUUAUUUACAUGAUGUGGAUAGGAAGGUUGAGAAAAUGUUUGCUAAAGAGUUUUUGUGUAUGAAAUAUAAAGUUGGUGGUGUUGGGAGAUUGUGGCAUUUUGAGAUCCCUCCAAAUAAUAGUAGUGGUACCAAUUUUUGCUAGGUAUCAUUCAUGAGUAUAUGAUUAAUAAUGUACUACUUUACUAUUUAUAUUAUGAUUAUAAUACUAGUAUUAGUUGCUAGUAAUUAAUUCAUAUAUAUCGGAAUUGGCAUUGCUGGUGUUAUAGAAAAGGUUACACAUAUCUGAGUUCUUUUCAGAUGUAUCGAGAGAGAUUAUAUGAAUAUAUGAUGAUAUUGUGUAAUAGGGAGUAUUUGUUA
Messenger RNA from Beta vulgaris subsp. vulgaris (sugar beet), 1599 nucleotides. Its product is annotated as probable methyltransferase At1g27930. Lineage: Eukaryota; Viridiplantae; Streptophyta; Magnoliopsida; Caryophyllales; Amaranthaceae. The coding region runs from base 521 to 1384 and encodes 287 amino acids. Gene Ontology annotation, biological process: xylan biosynthetic process. The transcript has a single exon. The record is from RefSeq and is a predicted model, not a curated record.